Molecule: messenger RNA, 1739 nt
Organism: Gossypium raimondii (Peruvian cotton)
Lineage: Eukaryota; Viridiplantae; Streptophyta; Magnoliopsida; Malvales; Malvaceae
Exons: 7
Coding region: 198-1439 (413 amino acids)
Cellular component (GO): membrane
Source: RefSeq, a predicted model, not a curated record
GAACGUGAGCCAACGGCUUUGAUCAGUGAAUUACAAGAGCUCUAGUAUACAAUGAACCGUAUGUGAUUUAAGCUUUCGAGUCCUUUCUCCUAUAUUCUUCGUGCCUCCCAAGACCGAUCAUCGUCUUUGCGUUACAUUAUCUCGCUGAAUUUCUCAGUUGUUGGUUGGUUGAUUGAUUGUUGUUGUGGUUGAAGAGGAUGUGGGCUGCUUCAUGUCUUGCAUCGUGUUGUGCGGCAUGCGCCUGUGAUGCGUGCCGAACGGUGGUUUCGGGGAUUAGUCGGAGAUCUGCAAGGAUCGCUUAUUGUGGACUUUUUGCUCUUUCUCUUGUUGUUUCGUGGAUCCUUCGUGAGGUUGCCGCCCCUCUGAUGGAGAAGCUCCCUUGGAUCAACCAUUUCCAUAAAACACCCGACAGGGAAUGGUUUGAAACGGAUGCAGUGCUGCGGGUUAGCUUGGGAAACUUUCUGUUCUUUACUAUCCUAUCUGUCUCAAUGGUUGGUGUGAAAAACCAGAGGGAUCCUCGUGAUGCUGUGCACCAUGGUGGAUGGAUGAUGAAAAUUAUCUGCUGGUUCAUUUUAGUGAUUUUGAUGUUUUUUGUUCCAAACGAGAUUAUCAGCUUCUAUGAGUCAGCAUCAAAGUUUGGUGCAGGACUGUUUCUUUUGGUUCAAGUCGUGCUUUUACUCGACUUUGUUCAUGGAUGGAAUGACAAAUGGGUUGGAUAUGAUGAGCAAUUCUGGUAUGUUGCGCUACUAGUUGUUUCUCUUGUUUGUUAUUUGGCAACAUUUGGCUUCUCGGGGCUUCUCUUCCACUGGUUCACUCCAUCCGGACAAGAUUGUGGACUCAAUACCUUCUUUAUCGUUAUGACCUUGACUCUUGUUCUUUUGUUUGCCAUAGUUGCACUGCAUCCUGCGGUUGGCGGUAGCAUUUUGCCAGCUUCAGUUAUAUCACUGUACUGCAUGUACCUAUGCUAUAGUGGACUUGCAAGUGAACCGAGAGAUUACGAAUGCAAUGGACUUCACAAGCAUUCAAAAGCAAUUUCAACUGGUACCUUGACCUUAGGUCUGCUUACCACUGUCCUGUCAGUUGUCUACUCUGCUGUUCGUGCUGGGUCUUCAACAACUUUACUCUCCCCACCAAGCUCGCCUCGUGCAGGUGCAGGAAAGCCUUUGCUUCCAAUGGACAAGGCAGAUGAACACGAAGAAAAAGAGAAGAACAAGCCGGUCUCCUAUUCAUAUGCCUUCUUCCACAUAAUCUUUUCUCUUGCAAGUAUGUACUCAGCAAUGCUUUUAACCGGAUGGUCAACCUCGGUCGGAGAAAGCGGCAAGUUAGUCGACGUAGGAUGGCCAUCGGUGUGGGUUCGGAUUAUAACUGGGUGGGCAACAGCAGGUCUCUAUGUAUGGUCUCUAGUUGCUCCUAUUCUUUUCCCAGAGAGGGAAUUUUAGGUCUCCAAAGUAAGUUAUUGGCCAUUGUUGCAAUAAAUUUAGUUUAUAUGUGUGUGUGUGAUUUGACUGACCAAGAUGGAUUAAAAAAAAUAUUAUGUGCGUCUCAAAAGAGAAGUUGAAUAUAUGUGUGUGAUUAGUGAUGGAUUUGUUCUCACUCCUUGUUGUUAAUAUUUUCAUUAUGUAAUUAUCACAAUAUUGAAGAAAAUGUUUACCUCCACCCAAGAUAGAUAGUAUUGCACCUGUGGACGUAAUGUCUUUUGUAUCAGUUUAUUUCAAUGUAUUGUUCCAAAUUUAUCAGUA